This is a messenger RNA of Caenorhabditis sp. 36 PRJEB53466, 1576 nucleotides long. The record is from the annotation of a GenBank genome assembly. NCBI's taxonomy places the organism in Eukaryota, Metazoa, Nematoda, Chromadorea, Rhabditida, Rhabditidae.
AUGCAACGGUGGUCGGGCGUUCUUCUCAUUGCACUAUGUUGUUUACUUCGUGGAGCGCUCGCAUAUACCGAACCAAGUGAGUAGGGCAAAUCCAUUCUCCAUUUUUCACGCCUGAUCCCAAUCUCUUAAUUGAGUUUGAUGCGCGCGCGUGGAGGUCCGUGAGGGUGCGUCGCGUCUUUAACGGAAUGACAAAGAAAAGGAAAAUAUAAAUGCGGCUCAAUUCAAUUAUACGGAUUUAAACUCCGUUUCAAAUUCAGAUUUUCGUCACACGUGGGAGUUUGCCUGUGUCUGUGUUUUGGUGAGAAAAGUUUGGCGUUUUUUCUGAAUGAAAAGGGGAAACCAGGAUAUUGCGGGUUGAAAGAAGAAGACGAUUCGUUGCAUAGUGUUCAGAGAUCGCAAUGCCGCAUCCAGAUCGGUAUAGACUGGUGGAUUCAUUAAUAAAUAGUGGUCCCCAUUAAUCCGGUCACUUCCCACGCUUUUGGGACUUGGUCAAUGUUUGAUAUCUUCUCAGUUGACCUUCAAACUCUUCGUGGGAGUGCCCCUUCUUCUUUCUCACAAAAAAAAGUAUUUUGGGACGUCAAAAUGGAAACAAGACAAGUUUGAAGUGAGAUAUUGAGGCGAAAAGAUAGUGUUGAGUGGGAUGCCGAGUUUUUAUUUUUUUUUGGCAAACGUCCGGUCCACAGGGACAUGUUUCUUUCAAUGGUGCUCUGUACCCGUCCAUCGCCACCAACACGAAAAUGACGCUAUCGUUCUGGCAAAGUGAUGUAUUUGGGGCGAUUUUCAAUCAACAAGAAAACGUUUUCGUCUCACUGUCCCCCCUUCAAAAUUAGAUUGUGAAAAGAAAACGAGGGAAUUGUUGCAGUCUAUGAAAUCGUCGAAGAGGACGCACCUGCAGAGGAUUUCGAAGCUACUCGAAAUAACGAGAAACAAGAUGGUCGGGUGUUCUCAAAACGAGGUACCACAAUGACAGAAUGAAGUGACCCAAAAUAGUUGUGUUUGUAGACUUCGAUGGGGCGAUGCCAGGUGUGUUGCGCUUUGGAAAGCGCGGUGGUGUCUGGGAAAAAAGAGAGAGCAGCGUCCAGAAGAAAGAGAUGCCAGGAGUCCUCCGCUUCGGCAAACGCGCUUUCUUUGACGAGAAGAAAAGUGUGCCAGGUAAGUAUUGAACGACAAUCGAAAUCUCUCAACGAUUUCUUUUUUAGGAGUUCUCCGUUUCGGAAAACGUGACGUGCCGAUGGACAAACGGGAGAUCCCAGGAGUGUUGAGAUUCGGAAAGAGAGAUUACAUGGCCGAACUCUUCAAUAAACGUAGCGAAGUUCCCGGAGUUCUUCGAUUCGGAAAGCGCGACGUCCCCGGCGUCUUGAGGUUGUCACCCGCCUACGCCCGACAAAAACAACGUCUUGUUUUCAGAUUCGGGAAACGAUCGGAUUUUGAGGAGCACUACGCCGGAGUCUUGCUCAAGAAGAGUGUGCCCGGUGUCCUCCGCUUCGGUCGUAAGUGAAUGGUAAGAGUUUGUUGGGAGGACAGAAAAUAACAUCAAUUAUUUACAGACGGUCUACUCGAUGUGCGCCAGCGAUGA